ACCGUGUAACACGCGAUUACCAGGCGUUCAAGCCAAACCGGGACUUGAAGACUAAAAGAAGAGAUCCCGGCGCAUCUUUAUUAACUUAGUCGUGCUGGUAAGUAGUGACACGUGUCUCGUGUUACCGCAUGGUGUCGCUAACGUGUCAAGCCGCGCGAAUCGCGUGUUAAGCAAAAUGGAGAGCGACCGUCUCAGUGCAAGCAUGAAACAGCGUAUUGUGAUGAAAUUUCUGGUGAAAGAAGGCGUGAAACCGAUUGAUAUUUACAGAAGACUUCAAGCACAGUACGGUAUCCAGGCUCUCAGUCGCAGUAAAACAUUUGAUUGGUGCAAACGCUUUAAAGAAGGCCGUACGUCCGUGAAUGACGAUCCGGGCCGAGGUGGCUCCGGGCCAACUGCAGUCAUUCCCGUGAACAUUCAGCGAGUGGAAAACCUGAUCCUUGAAAAUCCACUGAUAACCUGCCGCCAAAUUGCAGAAGAGACGCAUCUGUCUGUUGGAACUGUUCACACAAUCAUUCAUGAACGGCUGCAUUUCCGCAAGGACUUGAAGGAGAAGCUCCUUGAGGAGAAGGAAAAUGGAAAGGAGGCCACUAAUGGAAAGGAAAACGAGGAAAACGGAGAGCCCGAGAUUGAUGACGAAGAGGAGGACGAAGUAGACGAAGAAGAAGAGGAGGAAGAUGGAGAGGGAGACGAGGAUGAUGAGGAUGAGGAAGACGAGGAGCUGGGUAGAGGAUCGAAACGAGGGGCCGAUGAGGAUGAUGAGGACGAUGAGGAGGAGGUCGACCUGAAGAAACCGAAGAAGGGCGAUGAUUAAAAGGAUUGUUUAAUGCUACUGAUCCCGUGUAGAGCUCAUCGGCACAUUUGUUGGAGCCAGUGGCAUAAAGGACUCAAACAUCAAACAUGGUCAUUGUUUUCUCCCCCACGUUCCCACGUCUCACCCACUAACCCCCAAUGCAAAAUUUUUUAGAGGGAAAACUCCAACACCCAGAUCCCCAACACGACGACAAAGUUCACAAGACGAGGAUUUGUUUGUAUUUUUAUUUACAUUUUAUAUUUUUGUACAUAUUGUUAAGGGAUCAGUCACUUGAUCGUGAUCUCCUGUGACCAAAACGGUGCUUCUUUAUGAAAUUUUACUUGUUUGACCAUGUCUCGCAAACUUUGGAAACAGAAACAUUUAUAAAAUCAGCCAUUUAACUCUGAGCAUUCCAGUCAGAUUUUAUGUAUGAACUUUAGUUUAGGUUAUUUUUUUUUUUCGUAUGGGAGGGCUAGGCCAAAGAAAUGGAGUUCUUAUUGGUUUUUUGUUUGCAUUUGUUUUACCUUGGCCUGUCUGUGUGUGUGAAGUUUGUUCAACAAUAAACCUGACUUUUAUUUUGUGA
Messenger RNA from Clarias gariepinus (North African catfish), 1373 nucleotides. It is a transcript of the gene ptmab, whose product is annotated as prothymosin alpha b. The record is from RefSeq and is a predicted model, not a curated record. Lineage: Eukaryota; Metazoa; Chordata; Actinopteri; Siluriformes; Clariidae. Bases 176 to 811 code for a protein of 211 amino acids. The transcript is spliced from 5 exons. Gene Ontology annotation, molecular function: histone binding. Gene Ontology annotation, biological process: positive regulation of transcription by RNA polymerase II; negative regulation of apoptotic process. Gene Ontology annotation, cellular component: nucleus.